This is a messenger RNA of Neoarius graeffei (lesser salmon catfish), 4319 nucleotides long. It is a transcript of the gene tbc1d10c, whose product is annotated as TBC1 domain family, member 10C. The coding region runs from base 112 to 3888 and encodes 1258 amino acids. The record is from RefSeq and is a predicted model, not a curated record. NCBI's taxonomy places the organism in Eukaryota, Metazoa, Chordata, Actinopteri, Siluriformes, Ariidae. The transcript is spliced from 10 exons.
ACACACACACACACAACCCCUACAGCGGAAGUAUUAUUUUUUUUCAGUUCUGUCUUCCCUCCCAUAGCAGCACAAUUACACCUUAUAGUUAGACAGUUGCAUCCGAAGGUGAUGUCUCUCCGUUCAGACCAGCGAGAAGAUGGAGAGAGCACCUCCGGCUCCUCAGAGGCUAAAACAGACCGUUAUGGAUUCCUACUUGUUAAUGGAGACUUGAAUAACGAUAGCAGUGAUGACCCCUGUCCCGAGUUGGUGAGACAUCGUGAAAUGAAAUGGAUAAACCUUAUGAGCCAGUGGGAUCAUGUUCUAGAGAAGAAGCACAGCAAGAUCAAAGCUAAGUGUCAGAAGGGCAUCCCAGCGUCUGUGAGGUCCAAGUGCUGGCCCCUGCUGUGUGGAGCAAAACAGAGGAAAGAGAAUAACAAAGAUCUCUACAAAGUUCUGGAGUCAUCCCCGGGUCAGCAAAGUUGGAUUGAUGUCAUCAAGAGAGAUACAGACAGACAGUUUCCCUUCCAUGAGAUGUUUCAAACCAAAGACAGCCAUGGUCAGCAGGGCUUGUUGCAGGUUCUGAAGGCGUACACUCAGUUUCGGCCUGACGAGGGGUACUGCCAGGCACAGGGUCCUGUGGCAGCAGUGCUACUAAUGAACAUGCCCAUGGAGGAAGCGUUCUGGUGUUUGGUCCAGAUCAGUGAACUCUACCUCCCUGGCUACUACAGCCCUCUGCUGGAGGGAGUUUUGUUUGAUGCUGCAAUUCUCUUUAGCGUGCUAAAAAGGACAUGCCCGGCUGCAUACAAACACAUGCAGAGACAGGGGGUGGAGCCUCUCAUGUUUGCCACUGAUUGGCUGAUGUGCCUGUAUAGUCGCCACCUGCCCUUCAACACUUUACUCCGAGUCUGGGACCUCUUCUUCUGCAAUGGUGUACGUGUGCUGUUUCAGGUGGCCGUGGUCUUAGUGCGACGGUGCUUAGGGGAGGCUCGGCAACGGAAAGAGUGUGAGGGCCAGAUGGAAACGCUGGAGAGACUGCGGUCAGUUCGGGGGCGUGUCCAACAUGAACAAGCUGACGCCUUUAUUCAAGAGGUGUGUUCGGUGCCCCUGUCAUUGGCAGAUCUCCAGCGCCAGACUGAGAAGGAGUUAGAGAAAUGGAGGAAAGAGCACCCAGGCUCGACCUUUGACCCUCGAGAUCGUUGCCAUGGAUAUCAUAUGAUAUGGGAGAAAGGGAAGGAUAGGGAGACGGAGAAUGAAAAGAAGGCGAGUCAGAGCGGAAACCUGAGUGCUUCUCUGCUGCGUUCGCACUCAUCUCUCUCUCCCGCAAUACUUCGUAAAAAAUGGAGAAAGAGAGGAAGUAAAGCAGAGACUGAGGACUGGGAGGGACGAAGGCUCUCAAAACAAGACAGUGAUGAUGAAGAGAAAAGGAGGGCGAGCGUGUGCGGUGUAACCGGAGAGCUACGGGCGAAGACGCACAAGACCUCACAGGAGUUUAGUGCACACUUACAAAAAGACCGUAACACAAGUACAAACACACAGCGUAUAUCAGUUACGGAAACACUGCCGGGUUCUGAUUCGUCAGAUCACAAUGCCGAUGUGUUUGAGGAGGAGGAGGAGGAGGAAGAAAACGAUACAGCUGUCACUGCCAUCCCAUCACACACAGACAGUAGUGAACGUGAAGAAGAAACAAGGCUGCCUUCCAACCUGAAAGAAGAUGAUUUACAAACAGGUAACAGUCAACAGGAAAUAGAAAAACAGCACAGCACUGAGACAUGGCAAGAUGAACAAGAAAAGAAAGUACAGACUCCCAGAGACGACAAGGAGGAAGAAAUUUCAACGCAGCAAGACCAACAAGAGGCUGAAACACAAGAGGAAUCGCAACCUUCACAACUAGAGGAAGCGGACGAUGCAAGAAACAAACCUGAAGAGGAAACACAAGAAAACAGAAGUAAACAGGAAGAGGAAACUGAAAUUAAGUCCUGUAAACCUGAAGAGGAAGUACAGUUUAAUAUCAGCACACAAGAACAGGAAGUGAAUAUCACUCAACAGGAAGUGGGAAUGGAGGUAAAUACUGACACACAGGAACAGGAAAUACAUGUCUGUAUAACGUCAUGUGAACAGGAGCAGGAAAAUGAAAUGAACUGUAAACAGGAAGAGGAAAUGCAGAUGAGUAGUAGUAAACAAGAAGAGGAAAUAGGGACAAAUAGGCAAGAACAAGAAGACAUACAUCUGUGCAGCACUGAAGAGGAAGCAAUAUAUAACAGCAAUGAACAGGAAAAGGAAAUAAAGAUAAAGGGCAGUCAACAGGAAGUGGAAAUACAGGAAGAAAAGGAAAUAAAGGCAAGCAGCAGUGAACAGGAAGUGGAAAUACAGAUAGAAACGGAACUAAACGUAAGCAGCAGCGAACAGGAAGAGGAAAUACAGGAAGAAAAGGAAAUAAAGGCAAGCAACAGCGAACAGGAAGAGGAAAUACAGGAAGAAAAGGAAAUAAAGUCAAACAACAGCGAACAGGAAGAGGAAAUACAGGAAGAAAAGGAAAUAAAGGCAAGCAACAGCGAACAGGAAGAGGAAAUACAGGAAGAAAAGGAAAUAAAGGCAAGCAACAGCGAACAGGAAGAGGAAAUGCAGGAAGAAAAGGAAAUAAAGGCAUGCAACAGCGAACAGGAAGUGGAAAUACAGGAAGAAAACCCCCCAGCAAAUAGUGAUAAUGAAGAAGAGAAUCUUAAAACAUGUCUCAUGAAUGAAAAAGACCUGGCUAAAGAUGAGCAGCAGCAAAAGGAAGAUAGCGAACAAAACAAUGAAUUUGAACAAAGAUUGGAAACGGAAGAGGAAAUGCAUUCAAACGUACAAACUCUAGAAGAUCAUGAGGACACAGAGGAUCACACACCUUCUGUUCAAGAGGAAGAUCAUGUCAGAGGUGUCCGCUGUGAAAGCAGAAGUAAUACAGACGUAGAAAUGGCACAGCAAGGGCAGGAAGGUGAAACGGAGCAUUCAGAAGAGACGGAAAAGGAGGCACAGAUUAGUGAUGCACCACGGGAGGAAACGGAGAGAACCAUCAUGGAUGAAGAAAAGAGAAGUAGCAAUAAUCUCACAGCAGAUCCACAGGAAUCAGAAACAGCACCAUCUUCACCUUGCGUUCCACCAGCGACAGUGAUGGAGCAUUCUGGAGAAUCAGAGACACCACAGGACUCCAACAAGACCCAGGAUGAAAGCAUGGAGGUUCAGAAAAUCUCCACACCUGAGCAUGGAGAACCUGAAAGAACCAAUGGAUCUAGCAAUCCAGAGCCUCUACAACCAGACAACAAGGAAGAGGAAACGGGAAUAGAGAUAAAUAUUACAGCUGGCUCAAACCCACACCCUCAGCUCCGGCUUCGGAGGUCCUCCAGCUCCCACACCUCCUAUCCAACGAUCCUCUCUGAGGACACGUUCAGAGAGCCAGACCAAAGCAUCAAACAAGAGUCAAAGCCAGAAGAAUCAGACACCACACAGCCAACACGAACACAAAGCUCCAAACCCGAGGAUCCACAGAAACCACAAUCAAAGUCAGGCAAACCCAAACGCCGGGGUCUGUUUCACCGACUCCGGGCUGACACGCCUUCUAAAUCCACCAUCCCCAAGAUCGUCAUCCAGGACUUCAGUGAGGGAGAGGAGAAGCUGAGCUCAAAAGAGAGGAGGCGGCGGAGGAGGAUGCAGGAGAGGAAAGAAAAGGAGGAAGAGAAGGAGAGGAAGAAGCUCGAGAAAGAGCUGGAGAAGGAAAAGGGGAGGGAGAGGAAAAAGCCUCAGACGAGAGGGAAGAGUUUUCAGGUGCUCAGUAGAAAGCAUGACGACAACGAUGACGUUUUCUCUGGGAAGAGCGGCUCUCAGACGAUCGGACCUAAAAGAACCUCUUACUCUGAGAGCUACUUCUGACGGCAGUGUUUUGUUUUGUUUUUUUGCUAAAUGGACUGUAGUACAAGUCAUUCGUUUUGCAUCAGAGCAAAAUAAUCCAAGAAUAAACGAGGACAGCCCCAUCAUGAUACUGAAAAAAUGCUGUGUGCCAAAUAUUACUGAGUAAGAAGACUGUAACGAACAUUGGCCAUCAACGUUACCCAAAACUUGGAAACAAAUAAAGCUUCAAAUAAUGUUUAUCCCAAACCCCAACCUUGGGUUACGUGAACAGCAAAUAGAGCUGAUGGAAAUGUAAAUCAUAGCAUGUAAUAAUAAUAAUAAUAAUAAUAAUAAUAAUGCAAUAGUUUAACUUUCUGCUUUAUAGAGAAAUGCUUGUAAAACUCAUUCCUCUUUUCAAAGCAACUGUUAACAUCCAUGUAUAUACAUCUGAUCAUUAAAGCAAAAUAUGCUGA